Branchiostoma belcheri (Belcher's lancelet) is the source of this 1031-nucleotide messenger RNA. RefSeq names its product 39S ribosomal protein L46, mitochondrial-like. The transcript is spliced from 7 exons. NCBI's taxonomy places the organism in Eukaryota, Metazoa, Chordata, Leptocardii, Amphioxiformes, Branchiostomatidae. Gene Ontology annotation, cellular component: mitochondrial large ribosomal subunit. The record is from RefSeq and is a predicted model, not a curated record. Gene Ontology annotation, molecular function: structural constituent of ribosome. Bases 1 to 912 code for a protein of 303 amino acids.
AUGGCGGCGCCCUUGGUAAGAAACGCGUUUUUGGUGUCUGCAAAUCGUCUGACGAAACCGGCCUUUAUCUCCUCUUCUCAUGCUCACAAAGGUAUACUUCAGAAUGCAGCGGCUGUCUCCAGGUUGUGCUGUGUUUGUGGGAUCAAAACUGGACCUGCAGAAAGUGAAGAAAACAGUUCACAACCUGAGCCCUCUCCCUGGACCCUGAUGAGUGCGGUGUGUGUAGUCCGUCGCCCCCUCAUCAUGGCUAAACUGUCAGACGUGGAGCUGAGAUACAAACAGCACCUGGAGCAGCUGCACCUGGAGACUAGCGUGCUGUCUGAUCAUGAAAUUCAGCUCAUGGAGGAAACGGUGAGGCUGCAGAAACGUCAGAGAAUGGGGUACGAUGAUGAUGAUGAGGAUGCUGCCCUCCUAUUGGCUGCAGAUAAGGAGGACCUGGCAGCUGAUAAACUACAGGACUUCCAACCUGCCGAUAGAUCCACAGAAGCUGACACGACAGAGGACAGAAGCAGUCAGCUGAGGAAACUGGACGUCCCGCUGUACCUACUGGUGAAACAGAAGCUGGGAGACAAGGCUGUGUGGGUCAUGCCACAGGGGAAGAGAGAGGAAGGGGAGACUCUUAGACAGACAGCAGAGCGUGUCCUGCAUACCUGCUGCGGCUCCCAGCUCAGAACCACCUUCUAUGGAAAUUCUCCCUGCGGAUUCUACAAGUACAAGUUUCCUCGGACACUGCGGUCUCAAAAUAACCUCGGGGCUAAGAUUUUCUUCUUCAAAGCGGAGCUAUCCUCAGGCCAGGUGGAGUGUGGGAGUGAGGCUGUGCAGGAGUUUGUGUGGGUCACUUCUGAGGAGAUGAAGGAAUACCUGCCGCAGAAAUACCUGGACAGUGUCUUACCUUUCGCUGUAAACCUGUAAAAUCUAGUUCUAUUAUUCUGUAAUGACAAAAAGAAUUGCCAAACAGUUCAGAGUUUAAGGGUUAAUAAUUGUUAUACAACUACAUUAAAUUACAAUCAUGAAAGUUCAUCUGUGUUGGU